This is a messenger RNA of Lathyrus sativus (Indian pea), 1101 nucleotides long. NCBI's taxonomy places the organism in Eukaryota, Viridiplantae, Streptophyta, Magnoliopsida, Fabales, Fabaceae. The record is from the annotation of a GenBank genome assembly.
AUGUCGCAAACGGUGAAUCUCGUCGUCGCCAACAACGUUGGUUAUGUAAUUCCAGAAGGCAAGUGUUUCCCGUGUUCACGUGUUUAUGGAAAAACAACUGCUGUGUUUUCAUGCCCUUCUAUAGGUCGUCAUAGAAUUCGUUCCCAUGUAAAAAUAGGAGGACUAAAGCCUGGUUCUUUGGCUGCAUCUUUUGUUUGUGAAGCAAGUAAGAACCCGUAUUUCUCGAGACAAAACAACAACAGGAACGUGCCAUCCAGAGACAGAAAUAGGAACAAUGAUGGAAGAGAUAUCUUUGAGAAUUUUGAAGAAGAUAUGUUAUCUUCAAAAAAUGGAUCUUUGGAAUCGGUUUCUUCAGGAAAGUUCCAGGCCACUUCAUCCCCAGGCGCUAAAGAGAGAGAGAUUGUUGAGUUGUUUAAGAAGGUUCAGGCUCAUCUACGUGACAGGGCCUCCUCUGUUAAAGAAGAAAAGAAAAUUGAAUCACCCCAUCGACAUGUUAAAGAAAAAAGUGAAAAUGAUGCUGUGGAUUCCCUUCUUAAACUCCUGAGAAAACACUCGGUUCAGCAAGCAAAGAAAAGCAGCGGAGAAGACAAUGGAGAAGACCAUAACUCUGACCAGUUGCAAGAAAGUAAUCAAUACGAUGGAGUACAGAGCACUAAUUCUUUUGAUUCAAACAAUUCUCCAAAGGACGAGUCUCGAGAUGCCAACGUUGCUUCUGUGACAAGACCUCGGUCAGUUUUCAAAAAAAAGUCUCCUGUUCCACGCGUAAAUGUAGAGCCAAUAGUUCGUGAAGAUAAUGUCAACAAUCGACAUCAAAUAGAUUUGAAACCUGAGGAUGAGCCAGAGCCCGAACCAGAACCUAAGUCUGAAAUUGAUCUUGAUACAAAGGAUGAGCUGUUCUUCCCAGAACUGUCGGAGGAUGAUUCUCAUGAUGCUGAACUGACCUUUAAUGAUGAGAGUGUGGAGGAGGAACUAGAUGUUCAAACUGAGGAUUUAAGUGCAUUGAAGUUGUCAGAAUUGAGAGCAAUCGCAAAAUCUCGUGGCCUAAAAGGGUACACAAAAAUGAAGAAGGUCGAUCUCAUAGAGCUACUAAUUGAGAACUGA